AUGAAGCGUAAACGGCUUCUGUUGACGCAAGAGGAAGAGGCGUUAGUGAAGGUCGUGAGGGACUUUGACGGGAAAGGCGACCCAUUUUGCGGAAGUGUUAAGCUAUUGAAAGAAUUUUUGGGUCUCCUUGGUUUCAGCGUCGAAAUCAAAGUCGAAGGCACCCUCUCAGGAGGUCGGGUCGAGUUUGUCGUAAAGUUCAUGGACGAAAUCGUGCUGAAAAUCGUGGAAUCCGCUGUCAUGAUGAAUCGCGUGGACAACCGCAAUAUCCCUUCUGUCGUCGGAAUAGUGUCCAAUGCGGCUACCUGGGCAUUUGUUCUCCACACUCCUGACGAAUCGCCUCAAUUCGCCCAAAGCGACGACUUCUCAUUGCAGUUCCAUUUGGACUCCACUAACGUGAAGGAGCGCAUAAGAGAGAUUGCUGAGCGUGUAUUCGGUCUAACGUUUCAUCAAUGGAUUGCGGCCCUUCGUGCGGUAGACGAGCAGGGCCGUAUGGAGUACGGUCUCUCGGUCUCUGACGAUAUUCCCAACCGGCUGGCGGAUCUCAAGUUGUCAGCCGGUUGGGAAUAUCGUCAUAGUUUGGAGGACCGAGGAAAUUGUGAACGCGCCAGGCUCGCUCUCCGCCGGGCGCGUGGAAUUCAAGAGUUGUUGGAGAAUAAUCAAUUUGUUGAACUCCUAUCGAACAGCUUACGCAAAGCACAACGCGAUCAAAGAAAGCCCUGA
Molecule: messenger RNA, 720 nt
Organism: Fimicolochytrium jonesii
Lineage: Eukaryota; Fungi; Chytridiomycota; Chytridiomycetes; Spizellomycetales; Powellomycetaceae
Exons: 3
Coding region: 1-720 (239 amino acids)
Source: RefSeq, a predicted model, not a curated record